AUGAAAAUGAUUUUCAAACAAGUUUAUUUAUUUAGUUCACCACUUCUGGCGAUUAUUCAACGAUGUCAGUCAGAUCUUAAAUCAAAAUAUGAAAAUGAUUUUCAAACAAGUUUAAGAGAUUAUACAAAAUGUUUCACUUCAUUGAUAAUUGUUAUUCAACAAAUGCUUGAAUAUGAUAAUAAUAAUCGUUUACCGGAUACAAAAUUACGUGAUCAUGAUAUGGUAAAAGAAAGUUUCGCAUCUGUCAGUAGCGCCAUUGAUACCAUUCGUCAACAAUGUGGACAAUACAUCGUUAGUGAUGUUGAUUUACGUGAUCGUUUACAUAAUGAAGGAAAAUUAUUACUUGUCGAUGUUUAA
This is a messenger RNA of Didymodactylos carnosus, 357 nucleotides long. Lineage: Eukaryota; Metazoa; Rotifera; Eurotatoria; Philodinida; Philodinidae. The record is from the annotation of a GenBank genome assembly.